Colias croceus (clouded yellow) is the source of this 1394-nucleotide messenger RNA. Its product is annotated as enoyl-CoA hydratase domain-containing protein 2, mitochondrial. Bases 219 to 1100 code for a protein of 293 amino acids. Gene Ontology annotation, cellular component: mitochondrion. The record is from RefSeq and is a predicted model, not a curated record. Gene Ontology annotation, biological process: fatty acid beta-oxidation. The transcript has 3 exons. Gene Ontology annotation, molecular function: enoyl-CoA hydratase activity. Lineage: Eukaryota; Metazoa; Arthropoda; Insecta; Lepidoptera; Pieridae.
AUAAACACGUAUAAUAGCACAGAGCAAGUAAUAUUUUAAUAGAACUUAGUUAUUCACAAGUGCCUCAAUUUUAUUUUUAUUUAGAUACAAAAAUAUGUACACAUGAUAUUAUGAUAACGCAACAUCCGCGAUAAGAUAAUUUGAUCAGUUAUUUAAGAAAUAAUUCGAGAUUGCUAUUCAAGUUUUUUGACGAGAUUUUAAUUUAAGUGCUAGAGAAAAUGUUAAAAUUUAGCUCGCGAGUUUUAACUUACUCUCAAAGUUUGAGAAGAUUGUCUACUCAAUUCCAGAAUGCAGAAAAUAUAGGGCCUGUUGUAUUCCAACGUCUGACUGGCGAAGACAAGGGUAUCGCCAUAUACGGUUUGAACAGCCCUAAGCAAAAGAAUGCGCUCGGGUUUGAACUCCUCUCUGCUAUGAGAGAAGUGAAUUCGAUUCUCAGAGAAGAUACAAAAAUCUCAGUUGUGAUACUGCAUAGCCUGGUUCCAGGUGUAUUUUGCGCUGGUGCUAAUUUGAAAGAGCGGUUUCAAAUGAGUGAUAAUGAAGUUGCAUCUUUUGUAAGGGGACUGAGGCAGGUCUUCAUAGAUGUUGAGGAUCUUCCGAUGCCGACAAUCGCUGCAAUAGAAGGAAUAGCUGUUGGAGGAGGGUUGGAACUAGCCCUAGCGUGUGACAUAAGAGUUGCAGCAGAUACUGCAAAGAUUGGUCUCGUUGAAACUGGACGAGGGCUUAUACCUGGUGCUGGGGGCACUCAAAGACUGCCAAGAGUUGUUAACACUAAUAUUGCAAAAGAACUAAUAUUCACAUCUAGAAUUAUAAGUGGAAAAGAAGCUCAACAACUAGGUGUAGUCAACCACUCGGUACCACAGAACAGCACAAAUACUGCAGCUUAUGAUAAAGCUUUAAGCUUAGCUCGCGAAAUUACUUCUAAUGCACCCAUCGCUCUGAGAUGUGCCAAACAAGCCAUCAACGAGGGCAUCCAGCUCACCAUCAAAGAAGGAUAUGAGGUGGAACAGAAAUGCUACGAAAUAAACAUUCCAACCAAGGAUCGGAAAGAGGGGAUGCUGUCUUUUAUUGAGAAAAGAAAGCCACAAUACAAAGGAAAUUAGUCUCACUUAUAUACAUUUUAUAUAAUAUUAUUUAAGAAUUUUAUGGAUAUUUUAUAUUUGUACAAGUUUACUACUGAUAAUGUUUUUGAUAUUUUGUUUUUUUAGUGUAAUAAGAUAAUUUGUUAUUCAUGAAUUAUGAUAAAUGAUUGCAUCAUAUUGGGCCUUCAUAUAGUUCAAGUGAUAAUAUAUCUGUAAUCUGACUCAAAAUAAAACUGAUAAACAUUUCAACAAUGAUAAUUAUAUUUUUAUAAAAACAUGUUAUUUACAAUUUAUUGAAUAAAUUUUUAUUCUAUA